Molecule: messenger RNA, 1032 nt
Organism: Brassica oleracea var. oleracea
Lineage: Eukaryota; Viridiplantae; Streptophyta; Magnoliopsida; Brassicales; Brassicaceae
Exons: 2
Coding region: 1-1032 (343 amino acids)
Source: RefSeq, a predicted model, not a curated record
AUGCCUAGAACGGUUUGGGGGUGUUACAGCUACCCUCUUCCCAAUAUCGACCACCUCGUCGAGUCCACAGCCGGGAACGAGAUGCUCACGUUCAUGGAUGCGUUCUCCGGAUACAACCAGAUCAUGAUGCAUCCUGGCGACCGCGAGAAAACGGCCUUUAUCACAGAUAGGGGAACCUACUGUUAUAAGGUUAUGCCAUUUGGCCUAAAGAACGCGGGAGCGACUUACCAACGACUUGUGAAUCGGAUGUUCGCGGAUAAGCUAGGCGACACCAUGGAAGUAUACAUUGAUGACAUGUUUGUCAAGUCGCUACACGCCGCCGAUCACCUCUACCAUCUACGAGAUUGCUUUGAGACUCUCAACAAGUACAGCAUGAAACUAAACCCAGCAAAGAAGUUCAUCUGGGACGAGAAGUGCGAAGAAGCAUUUACUCAACUCAAACAAUAUCUAACUACGCCGCAUGUACUCGCCAAGCCGGACGUCGGGGAUGUCUUAUCUCUUUACGUCGCGGUGUCCCCUGCAGCAGUCAGUAGCGUUCUCAUAAAGGAAGACCGCGGCGAGGAAAAACCGAUCUUCUACACAAGCAGGCGUAUGACAGGACCGGAAACGCGAUACCCGACACUAGAGAAGAUGGCCCUGCCCGUCGCAGAAGCAGCACGAAAGCUCCGCCCGUACUUCCAGUCACAUUCAGUGGAGGUACUAACCGACCAGCGUCUCCGAACAAUACUGCAGAACACAAACAGGUCGGGAAGACUAACAAAAUGGGCUAUAGAACUCGGUGAGCUUGACAUCACUUACAAGAACCGUUCGGCGGCAAAGUCCCAAGUCCUCGCGGAUUUCUUAGUUGAGUUGGCUCCAGAACUGGAACAAGACCUCGCACUCCCAAACCCAAACUGGACCCUUCAUGUCGACGGGUCAUCAACCAACAAAGGUUCAGGGGCCGGAGUCCAAUUGCAAUCCCCAACCGGCGAGUUGAUCAGACAGUCUUUUAGUUUCGGUUUCCUAGCAUCGAACAACGAGGCUGAGUACUAA